AUGCCUUCUCGAACUAACGGUGUCGGCGUUCAGGCCGAAGAUACCAGGAUCUGCGUGGUCAUGGUCGGUCUACCAGCCCGAGGCAAGAGUUAUAUCGCCCAAAGAGCUCAGCGAUAUCUUCAGUGGCUUUCCAUCCCCGCACAGACUUUCAACGUUGGCAACUACCGCCGUAAUGAUGCACCACAACCCACGGCCGAUUUUUUCGAUAUCAACAAUCCCGAAGGAGAACGCACCCGCCGUGCUGCCGCCGAGGCUGCUGUUGCCGACAUGCUCGCCUGGUUUCGUUCUGGCGGCAUUGUGGGUAUUCUCGAUGCUACCAAUUCUACUCUGGAACGUCGCAAGUGGGUUCUGGAGGUCUGCAAUGAAAACGGUAUCGAGGUUCUCUUUGUUGAGAGCAAGUGCGACGACGAAGAACUCAUCAUGGCCAAUAUCCGAGACGUCAAGACUACUAGCCCGGACUACCGCGGACAGGACCCUGAAACUGCUGCUCUCGAUUUCCGUAAUCGAAUUCGCAACUACGAAAAGGUGUACUGCACCAUUGACGCUGAUGGUAAAGAGUCUCACCUUACUUACCUCAAGAUCAUGGAUGUCGGUAAGCAAGUCAUUAUCAGCCGUAUUCGAGAUUACCUCCAAAGUCGCAUUGUGUACUAUCUUAUGAAUCUACACAUCCGUCCUCGUUCAGUUUGGCUAUCAAGACAUGGGGAAUCCUUGUAUAACAUUGACGGAAGAAUUGGCGGUGAUACACUCCUUUCACCUCGUGGUGAACAAUAUGCCAGAAAACUUCCUGAGCUCGUCCGAAAAUCAGUUGGUGAUGAUCGACCACUAACAGUAUGGACCUCAACUUUGCGACGCACUAUUGCUACUUCUCGUUUCCUUCCUCAGCACUACAAUCAACUCCAGUGGAAGGCGCUCGAUGAGCUCGACUCGGGAGUAUGCGAUGGCCUGACCUACCAGGAGAUCAAGGACCGAUAUCCCGAGGACUUUGCCGCCCGUGAUGAAGACAAGUACAACUACCGAUAUCGUGGCGGAGAAUCGUACCGCGAUGUUGUUAUUCGCCUUGAACCCAUCAUCAUGGAAUUGGAGCGAAGUGAAGAUAUUCUUAUCGUCACCCACCAAGCUGUGCUACGAUGUAUAUAUGCAUAUUUCAUGAAGAAGGACCAGUCUAAGAGCCCCUGGAUGAAUGUGCCACUACACACCUUGAUCAAACUCACCCCAGGAGCCUACGGUACCGACGAAGUUCGCUAUGAAGCCAAUAUUCCUGCUGUCAGCACCUGGAGAGGCAAGGGUAGCACCGCUAAGCACGAGAAUCCAGCCCCUGGUGUCAUGUAA
Messenger RNA from Fusarium musae, 1329 nucleotides. RefSeq lists its product as uncharacterized. The record is from RefSeq and is a predicted model, not a curated record. Gene Ontology annotation, molecular function: ATP binding; fructose-2,6-bisphosphate 2-phosphatase activity; 6-phosphofructo-2-kinase activity. Gene Ontology annotation, cellular component: cytosol. The transcript is spliced from 4 exons. Gene Ontology annotation, biological process: fructose 2,6-bisphosphate metabolic process; fructose metabolic process. NCBI's taxonomy places the organism in Eukaryota, Fungi, Ascomycota, Sordariomycetes, Hypocreales, Nectriaceae. Bases 1 to 1329 code for a protein of 442 amino acids.